Molecule: messenger RNA, 2344 nt
Organism: Erythranthe guttata (spotted monkey flower)
Lineage: Eukaryota; Viridiplantae; Streptophyta; Magnoliopsida; Lamiales; Phrymaceae
Gene: SCL13
Product: SCARECROW-like 13
Source: RefSeq, a predicted model, not a curated record
AUUAACCGACCCGGAAUAAUAUAUAGUACAUCAGGGUCCGGGUCUACGCGUUUCCGAGGGGCAUUUUCGUAGUAAAAUCAUAAAUGAAUGGCAUUUAUUUCCCAAUUAAGAACUGCCCAGCAUUAAAUCAAACACUAAAAAUGCACUCCACAUUGUUCAUUUCAUUUCAGCACAAACACAGCUUUCUCUCUCUCUCUCUCUCUCUCUCUCUCUCUCUCUCUAGAACAACACAGCUGAAAAAUCUGCGCAGAUCUUGUUGCUUCUCGUAUUCUACCACAAAGUCUGCUCUUGUUUGAGUGGAUGUAGCAAAAAUACGUGUCAUUGCUGCUUUUCUUGAGAUGCAAGCAUCCCGAGAAUCAAAAAAAUCCACCCAUAACCAAACUCAUUACAAUCAACCGAUGCCGCAGAUUAACCCCUACGGCUUUUCUUCUCUCCAAGCUCUGAACAAUGACUCGACCGAUAGCAAAAGCCAGGGGACUGAAGUUACAUUCCAAGCUUACAACGAACAGUUCUUCACUCUCGAAUCUACCCCGGCAGCUGAUUACAUCGCUUACAAUUCACCUUCAACUAUAAGCGUCUCUUCCAACAGAAGCCCCUUCUCUCCACAAGGCUCUCACUCGUACGCAUCUGAUCUCCACCCUCCAUCCGAUAACACAUGCAGCUCACCCCUGAGUGGUUCCUCUGAGUUUGACGAUGAAAACAAGCUGUUACGCGCACUAUGGGUAUUGAGAAACGAACUGCUCGGACCCGAAUCCGAAACCGAUGACAGUGGCUCCUUCAAUGGCAUAUUGGCUCAACCUUCUCCCUUCACAAAAUACAACAGAGUACUCGAAAUGGCGCCCCACAUGGACCUGAACCAACUGCUCUUUGCAUGUGCUGAAAUAGUGUCGGAAGUUGACACCGUCCCGUUCUCAGACAGACAGGUGGCGGUUUCUGCGGCCGAAGCUUUGAUGGACAUAUUGGAAAAGAUGGUGUCAGUUUCUGGCGAGCCUUCACAGAGGUUAGGUGCGUAUAUGUUGGAAGGACUUAGGGCGAGGCUGUUAUCCUCGGGGAGCAUAAUCUACAAAAAGCUGAAGUGUAAAGAGCCGACGGGUUCCGAACUAAUGUCUUACAUGCACGUGCUUUUCCAAAUCUGCCCUUACUACAAGUUCGCCUACAUGUCUGCUAACGUAGUCAUAGGUGAAGCAAUGGAGAACGAAAACAGGAUCCAUGUAAUAGAUUUCCAAAUUGCGCAGGGUAGUCAGUGGGUGUCGUUCAUCCAGGCUCUCUCACGUAGGCCGGGGGGCCCACCGUAUAUUCGCAUUACAGGUAUAGACGAUUCUCAAUCUGCUUACGCUCGAAACGGAGGGUUGGAUUUAGUCGGCCAGAGGCUAGUGCAAGUUGCCGAGUCUUGCGGGGUGCCGUUGGAAUUUCACGGAGCGGGUAUGUCAGGGUGCGAGGUUCAGCUCGAGAGUCUCGGAAUUCGAAAUGGGGAAGCGUUGGCCGUGAAUUUUCCGUACAUACUCCACCACAUGCCAGACGAGAGUGUCAGCACUACGAACCACCGCGACCGCUUACUCAGGCUGGUCAAGAGCUUGUCUCCUAAAGUCGUGACACUCGUCGAACAAGAAUCGAACACGAACACUGCAAAUUUCGUUCAAAGAUUCUGCGAGACUUUGGAUUUCUACACGGCCAUGUUUGAGUCGAUUGAUGCUGCACGCGCGAGGGACGAUAGGCAGAGGAUUAGUGCGGAGGAGCACUGUGUGGCGAAGGAUAUUGUAAACAUUUUGGCUUGUGAGGGUAUGGAGAGAGUAGAAAGGCACGAGGUUUUCGGAAAGUGGAGAUUGAGGCUAACUAUGGCUGGGUUUACUCCGGUGCAGUUGAGUUCGUCGGUUAGUGAUGCGGUUAGGGAUAUGCUCAAGGAAUACAGCUCGAAUUACAGAUUGGCGGAGGGGAAUGGUGCUUUGUAUCUCGGAUGGAAGAACAGAGCUUUGUCUACUUCUUCUGCAUGGAGAUAAAUUAUACAUACAUACAAUAUAUAUAUAAGUAUGUAUGUAUGUAUGUAUGUAUGUAUGAUCAGAAAGGGAGAGGAGGAAAUAGUGAGGUAAAACACUUGUAGAUUUAUGGUAUAGAGCACUUUUUUUUAUUUACUUGUAAAGUGAAUUUGCUGUUGUGUUUUGUGCUGCUUUUAUUUGGAGGUAAUUGGAAAGCUCUUCUGACAGAGCCUAGUUCUGACUUGGUCAACCCUUUUUUUUUUUUUUUUUUAAUUGUACGGAGUCAUAGGAAGAUUGGUACAGACAUUGCAACCAAGUACAAUGUUGAAUAUUAUUUAUUAAUAAUUGAAUCUCCUUUUUUGUUUUUCUUU